AUGACCGUCACUAUUACCGUCGUCUUCCCCAACGAUCCGGAUGCCAAGUACGAUAUCGACUACUACACCACUAAGCAUAUGCCAUUGAUUCAAGAGCAAUGGGGAAAGUACGGCGUCACGUCGUGGUCGGUCACGAAAUUUCAACCGGGUGCUGAUGGCACCCAGCCAUUGUACGCCUUCGGAUCAACUGUCACUUGGGACAACAUCGAGCAGAUCAAAACGGCUUUCGCCGGGCCCGAAGCUGGUGGGAUCAUGGGAGACGUACCCAACUUCUCCAAUAAGCAACCUAUCUUCCUCACAGGCGAGGUACUUGCAUGA
This is a messenger RNA of Colletotrichum abscissum, 318 nucleotides long. Its product is annotated as ethyl tert-butyl ether degradation EthD. The transcript has a single exon. The coding region runs from base 1 to 318 and encodes 105 amino acids. Gene Ontology annotation, molecular function: oxidoreductase activity. Lineage: Eukaryota; Fungi; Ascomycota; Sordariomycetes; Glomerellales; Glomerellaceae. The record is from RefSeq and is a predicted model, not a curated record.